AUGACAGACGAGGAAUUUCAAGAACUUAAACGUGAAAAUUUCAGUUUAAAAUUACGUAUUUAUUUUCUUGAAGAACAAAAUCAAUCCAAUUUCGAUACUGACGAAUGUCAAACUCCCACAUCUUAUGUACAACAAUUACAAAAUGAAAUUGAACGACUUCAGCAAUGCAUUCAAUCUCAAUCUGUACAAACUGAUAAUUGUCAAACAGUCUGCAAUAUUGAUUAUGAAGAUGAACGUCGUGCAUUACAUGAAGAACUUAAUAAAAUUCGUCGAGAAAAUGCAUCACUUAAAAAAUCAUUAGAAUUAAAUUAUAAUAAAAGUCGUAGUGAUGAACGAGAACAAUCAAUAAUAAAACCGCCGACUGUUAGUCUAAGUAUUCACGCAGCAACAUCAACCGAUUCUGGCCUCAUUACAACAAUGCCUGGUAUGUCAAAUACAUUUUUAAGUAGUAGUGCUUUACAAAUUGAGCUUAACGAAUAUAAAGAACGAGAACGAAAAUUGGAAGAACAAGUUAACUCAUUACGAAGACAACUCGAAACGUCUUUACCACAAACCAAUGAAACUCUUGCUGAAUUAGAUCGUGCUCGUCAACAAAUUCAACAAUAUGAAGUUGAUAUUAAAAAUUAUGAACAACAACAAUCAAAAUCUGAACGAGUAUUACAACGUUUACAAGCUGAUUACGAAGCUCGCAUUGCUACUUUGGUUGAACAACAACGACAACAAACGACAGAGUUUGAUACUUAUCGACAUGAGCCAUUAUUCGCUCGAAUUCGUUUUCUUUGUCCUCUGCACGAUGAAACAAGUCCGACUAUUAAUAUUGAAGAAUAUCGUCAGGCUAUUAAUCAACGAGAUCAUAUAAUUCAACAACUUGAAGAAGCCAUCAAUGAAAUAACAAUCCGUUUACGUACACCGUUUACAAUGAUGCUUCCAACUCAAUCAUCAACAUCACAAUGGUUAGAUGAACAUAGUCUAACUUUAAUUCGUGAAUUAAAUUCUCAAAUGCAAACUCAUUUGGAAACUGUUGAUCAAUUACGCGCCGAAUGUGUUGAGCUUCGACGAAGUGAAAAAAAUUUACGAAAUCAAGUUGAUAGUUUAACUCAACUUAUCAAUACACCUAAUCGAAAUGUGGGAUUCCCUCCUGUACCUCGUCCGUCACCAUCAUCCUCCAAGACCAUUGAUACUUACGAAGAUGCUCGACAAGUUCAAGAUCUUCAAAGCGUAGUUGUUCAAAUAACUUUACGACUUCAAAGUGAUGCAGAAAAUGUAUCCGGUUUAACAAAUCGUGUUGCACAAAUGAUUCGAGAACGUGAUGAAUGGCAAGAGAAAAUGAAUCGAUUAAACGAAGAAAUUGAGAAAAGAAAUGUUCAUAUUCGACAAUUAGAACAACGUGAACCAGAAUUUGAAAGUCGUAUUCGUCAACAAUUCUUAUUACAAAUUGAAAUACUUCAACGUGAUAUUAUAAGUUUAGAAGAUGAACUUAAAAAUCGUGAUCAUCUUUUACAUGAACUUAGAAGUGAAAAGAACGAAAUACAGACACGAAAAGAACAUGAAAGAUUUGAUCAAAUUAAUAAUCAAGAAGGAAUAAAUUUACAAGGUCAACUUCGAACAGCUAAUGAAACCCUUGUAAAUCUUGAACAAGAACUGGUCAAUGAACGAAGACAAUAUGAUGAUUUACGUAGACAAUAUGAUGAUUUACAUAGACAAUAUGAAAAAUUUGAAAGAAUUCAUACUAGUGAUGAAAUACAAAGUUUAAGACGUGAAAAUCAAGCUAUUAAAGAACGAUAUCGUGAUGUUGAUAAUAAAAUUCUUGAAUUAAAAAGAAGAAAUGACGAAUUAAAAUCACAAAUAUCUGUUUAUGAAAUUCGAGUUCAUGAGAAUGUCGAUACUGGUAAACAAUAUCAACAUGAAUUAGCUCAAUUAAAACAUGAAAUUCAAGAUAUAUUACGAGAACGUGAAGAUCGUAUUCGUGAAAUUAACGAAUGGAGACAUAAAUAUGAAAUAAUAAAAGCUGAUUUAAGCAAUGUACAAUAUGAAAAAGAAAGAAUUAUAUCAGAACGUCAAACUAUUAAUAAUGAAAAUACUAAACUUAAACAUGAUAUUGAUGACCUUACAAUUCGAAUUCGUGUACAAAUUCAACAAGAAAUCGAAGAUGAAUAUCGUCAAUUAAACAAUCGUAGAGAAACUGAAAUUCUAAAUAUUCGUAAAGAUAAAGAAACUGUUCAAUAUGAUCUUGAGCAAUUGAGUAAAGAAAGAAUACGUCUUUCAGAUCGUUUGCAAGCAGUAGAAUAUAGUUUAAAACAAGCAUAUGAAAAAAUUGAAAUCUAUGCAAUUGAUAUUGAUCGUCUUAAGAAAGCUCUUAAUAUAUCUCAAGUGAAAAAUGAAGAAAUUGAACGUGAUCUAUCGCGUGCAUAUACCGCGGAAUUAAAAACGAAAACUAAUCGUAUACACGAUUUAGAAAAUAAAUAUCGAUCAGUUGAACAACAAUUAAAUGAAUUUGAAAAAAUAAUUCUUGAUCUUCGUCAAGAAAAUAUUAAACUUGGUGAAUAUAAUGAACGUCUUCAACGUGAGUAUGAUCAAUAUCGACUAUCACAACAAAAGAUUCCUGAUUCUACACAACAAAAUUUAACAGUAUCUGAAGAACGUAUUCGAAAAGAAAUUAUUCAAGCGACUCAAAACAAACAGGAGUUGAUCGAUAUACUUGAACGUAAACUUCUUGAAAAAGAGAAUAUAAUCAAAGAACUUCAACAUGCUCGUUGUUCAUUUUCAACAAAAGAUCUUCACUUAGACCUUGAAAUUGAAAUCGAACAAUUAGAACCUCAAGACGCUGAAGCACAAGCACAGUUUUAUAGAAACUAUACUGAAACAACUCCAGGACGAGAUCGACAAAUUGAAAAAUUCUCUGAGAAUACUCAACAAAUUCGUUCUGUAGAUAAUACUUCGACUAUUGGAACAUUACCUGAACAAUAUCAAAUACGUGAUCGACAAAGGGAACAAGAAUUAACUGAAAAAAAUUUAACUAUUAAAGAAUAUGAACGUCGUAUAGGUGAAUUACAAACAACUGCUAGUAAUCACGAACGUGAAAUUCAAAAUACAAAUGUUAAAUUACAACAAAUUGAACAAACACUUAAUACUCAACAAAAUGAUUUUGAUACUUGUCGACAAAAACGCGAUAUUUUAAAUGUUGAUUUAAAUAUUGCAAUUGAAGAAAACGAAGUAUAUUCAGAAAGAAUUAAACACUUAGAAAAACAAUUAGAAAUGUCUCAAAUUCGAAGUAUCACACCUGAACAAGUUGCUCAAUAUCAAAAUAUAAUUGAUGAUCUUAAAGCUAAACUUCGACAUCAAGAAGAUACUAUACAAAAACGAAAGCAACGUAUUGAUUCACUUCAAACUCUUCAACGUACUAUAUCUGAUUCUGAUAGCGCAUUAAAAGAAACACGUCAUACUCAUCAGAGUAUUCAAAGUGAUUAUAAUCGAACACAACUUCGUUAUGAACAAAUGGAAAAUCAAUAUAAAGCGGAUUUAGGAAAUCGUGAUCAAACUAUUGCUUCUUUACGUAAAAGAAUAAUUGAUAAAGAUCAAGAAAUAGAUAAAUUACGUCAAAGUGAUAUUGCUAAAGAAGCAGUUAUUAGUCAAUUACGUUCAAAAUCUCGUGAAUCUGAUAUAGAUUCACGAAGUGAAUAUUCAGGAGCACGAGCUCCUACAAAUGUUGCCUUAAGAUUAGAACUUCAAAAGAAAGAUGAUCAAAUUGAUGAACUUAAACGACAAUUAGAACGAGCUCGUAGAGAUAUGUCUUUAAGUGGACGAGAUGACUCGUCCACUAUUCAACAUGCAAAACGAGUAGAUAUUCCACAUCGUCAUCGUUCGACAAAUUUUGAUCAUCUAAAUCGUGAAGAACUUCUAUAUGAACUUGAAAUGGCUCUACAAGACAAUCAACAAUUAGUUCAACAAUUAGCAACAAAAACACCUAAUAUAACCGAAUUACACAAUCAACUACUUGAUGUACGCAAAGAACUAGCACGUCAAAAAUAUGUUAAUCAAGUUUUAUGGCGUAAACUUGAUGCAUUAAUUGAUAUCCAAGGUUCAAAUACUCGAGCCGAAUUAGCCAUUGAAUUAGCCAAUUAUCAUGAUGAACUUGAAGCAUUAAAAGCUAAACAACAUCGUACCAAUGAUACACGUCUGGCUAUGCUCAAUGCUAUUUCGAGAUCCUCCUCAGAAUUGAAUAUUAGUAUAUUGAAUAAUGAUAUCUUAUUAUCAACUACUGAAUUAUCAUCGAAAAAUAUUAAAUCAACAAUUGAACCAUUACACCAUUCAAAUAUUGAAUGGCGAGAAAAAUUCAGUCGUCUUAAAGAAAAAUAUUAUCGUUGUGAAUAUCAAUCAAGAAAUUAUUAUCGAAAAUUAAUCAAAUAUUACAAAUUAUUAUAUGAUGCUGGUCUAAUUGAUUCUUCUUCUAUUCGACAACGUCGACAUAGUGCCGAAGAUUCUAAUCGGAAAUUUUCUACAUUUAUUAAUAUGAUUAAAUCAAAUGAAGAAAUGGAUAAUUCUUAUAAUAUUAAAAAUAUAGAAGAACUUCAAGAAAUAAUUCAUAAUCAAAAGAAAUAUAUUGAACAAUUACAAUUACGUGUUCGUCUAAAUACACCAGAUAUAAUUCAAUCAACAACAUUACAACAAUUGACUGAACAAAAUAAGAAUUUAAAUCUUGUUAUUGAAACUUAUAAAAAUGAAUCGAAUAUACUUAAAAACGAACUUGAAAAACUCAAUAAAACUAAUGAAUAUAAUCGAAUAACAUUACAACAAUAUCAAAAUCUUAUUAAAAAACAACAAAAUUACAUUGAACAAAUAAAUAAACAAUCAAAUCAACAUGAACAAUUAUCCAAGAGACAUGAUCUUCAUCCAGCUAUAUUAAAUGAAAAACAAAAUAGAAGUGAUAAUUUAAUAAUUGAUUUAAAUAAAAAUAUUUUAUUAGAAUAUGAUAAAAUAAAAAAAACAUCAUUGAAUAAAAAAGAUAGUGGUGUUGAAAGUGUUGUAGACAGUACUCGUUAUACUUUAACACAACAAGAAUAUCAACGACAAAUUACUGAUAAAGAUGAUCGUAUUAGACAAUUAACAAAAGAACUUAAUGAUUUGAAAAGAGUUCAUGAAAAUGAAAUAAAUCAAUAUCGUCUUAAAUCAGAAAAAACUCAUACAGAUUUAAUUGAUGAUUUAAAUGUUAAACAAAAUGAUUUACGUCAAGCACGUUUACAAAUUGAUUUAUUAAAAUCUACAAAAACUCAACUUGAACAAGCUCAAGAUCAAAAUCAAAGAUUACAAACUGAAAUAAAACUUUUACAAACUGAAAUUAAUAAUAAAAAAGGUUUAAUUGAUCAUUAUGAAAAUCAAAUUAAUUUAUUAGAAAAACAAGUUUCAUAUCGUGAUGGUGGUAAAGGUGAAAUGACUAUUCGAACAAGUGAAAUGUCAGAAUUAUUAGAAGAAAUGCGUCGUCUUCGUCAUGAUCUUGAACGAAGUAUUCAUAAACAAAAUGAAUUACAAGCUAAAUUAGAUGAAAAUAUGCGUCUAUCAAACACAGCACAUGAAUUUACAUUUUCCGGUCGUGGUGUUUCACAUCCUGAUCUUCGUAUAAUGGGUACAUCACGUUCAGUUGACGCUGAAAAUAUAUCACUAACUAAUGUGAUUAAUGAAAAACGUUCAAGACCUCUUGGAUCAUCAACAACAGAACUUGAAACUGAAAAAAUACAUUUUGGAAAGAAAUAUAUUGUUGGUGAAUUAGAUAAUCAUGAAAAUCUUCGACGAUUAAUAGCUGAUAUUAAAAUUGAAUUAAAAGCAAUUGAAGUUAAAAUUAAAGAAAGACUUCGAUCAAGAUCUACUUCAUCAACAAGUGAACCAUCAAUAGAAUGGCUUGAACAUCGUUUAAAUUCUCUUAAUCAAUGUCUUAUACGUUUAGAACAAACUUAUCGAUUAAUUGAAUCAUAUUGGCCAGCAUAUUUACCAAUUAAGAAUAGUUAUGAUGAACAUCAAUUUAAUGAUCCACAUCUUGCCGAUGAAAAUAAAGAACUUCGAAUAUCUCAAUCAAAAUAUAUUCAAGAAUUACAAAAUUUAAAACAAAAAUAUAAAGAACAAUCUGUUUAUAUGGAUCAAGUACUUUCUCAAUUAACAAAAGCAAAUCACAAAAAAGCUAAUACAGACGAUUAUUUGGCAUUGCUACUACGGCCGACGUUAGAUGUUUUACAAAAAGCUCGUUCAAAUAUAGAACAUCAUUUAAAAGAAUCUAACAAUAUAAAUAAUUUAUCACCGAGUAGUAUUCAAUCACAUCAUCAUCGUACCGAUCGUUUAGAUUAA
This is a messenger RNA of Rotaria sordida, 6333 nucleotides long. NCBI's taxonomy places the organism in Eukaryota, Metazoa, Rotifera, Eurotatoria, Philodinida, Philodinidae. The record is from the annotation of a GenBank genome assembly.